This is a messenger RNA of Thamnophis sirtalis, 2897 nucleotides long. Lineage: Eukaryota; Metazoa; Chordata; Lepidosauria; Squamata; Natricidae. The record is from RefSeq and is a predicted model, not a curated record.
UGUAUAAAUCUCCAGAAUAUGAAUCCCUUGGAUUUGACUUAACAGUCGAACGGUUAGUUUCAAUUGGAUAUCCUCAAGAGCUGCUUAGUUUUGUCUAUGACCCUACAUUCCCUACCAGAGGCCUGGUAUUUGAUUCUCUUUAUGGAAACCUGUUAAAAGUUGAUGCCUAUGGAAACAUCCUAGUGUGUGCACAUGGCUUUAACUUUAUGAGAGGGCCAGAAAUACGAGAACAGUAUCCUAAUAAAUUCAUUCAGAGAGAUGAUACUGACAGGUUUUACAUUUUAAACACACUGUUCAACUUACCAGAGACAUAUCUGUUGGCUUGUCUGAUUGAUUUCUUUACUAAUUGUGACAGAUAUUCAAGCUGUGAAACAGGAUUUAAAGAUGGAGACCUUUUCAUGUCCUUCAGAAGUAUGUUCCAGGAUGUGAGAGAUGCAGUAGACUGGGUACAUUAUAAGGGCUCACUUAAGGAGAAGACAGUUGAAAAUCUACACAAGUAUGUGGUGAAAGAUGGAAAGCUUCCACUGCUGCUGAGUCGCAUGAAUGAGGUGGGAAAGGUGUUUCUUGCCACAAACAGUGAUUAUAAAUAUACUGAUAAAAUUAUGACAUAUCUGUUUGAUUUUCCACAUGGACCAAAGCCAGGUAUCUCCCAUCGACCAUGGCAGUCUUAUUUCGAUCUCAUCCUUGUGGAUGCACGCAAGCCUCUUUUUUUUGGAGAAGGCACAGUCUUGAGGCAGGUGGAUACAGUUACUGGCAAGUUGAAGAUUGGAACCUACACAGGUCCUUUGCAGCAUGGUAUAGUCUACUCUGGAGGCUCCUCCGACACAGUAUGCGAUCUUCUGGGAGCCAAAGGCAAAGACAUCUUAUAUAUAGGUGACCAUAUAUUUGGAGACAUUUUGAAGUCUAAAAAACGCCAAGGUUGGAGAACGUUUUUAGUGAUUCCAGAACUGGCACAGGAACUUCAUGUCUGGACAGACAAAAGCUGCCUUUUUGAAGAACUUCAAAGUCUAGACAUCUUUUUGGCUGAGCUAUACAAGCAUUUGGAUAGUAGCAGCAAUGAACGUCCCGAUAUCAGUUCCAUCCAGAGGCGUAUUAAGAAAGUGACUCAUGACAUGGAUAUGUGCUACGGAAUGAUGGGAAGUUUGUUCCGAAGUGGUUCCCGACAAACGCUCUUUGCUAGUCAAGUGAUGCGGUAUGCAGAUCUGUAUGCAGCAUCUUUCAUCAACCUCUUAUAUUAUCCCUUCAGUUACCUCUUCAGAGCUGCCCACGUGCUGAUGCCACACGAGUCAACAGUGGAGCACACCCAUGUGGAUAUCAAUGAGACUGAAUCCCCAAUGGCUACCCGUAAUCGCACUUCAGUGGACUUCAAAGAUUCUGACAAACGACAUCAGCUCACCAGAUCUCUUGUGACUGUGACCAUUAACAAGACUGCAAGUAACCAUUCAUGAACAACAAAGUCACAUCCUGACCAAAGAUUUUCGGAAGUCAAACAUUCCUUUGGAAGAAGCCUUCCAUUCUCCCUGGAACCUACUUUUAGAAAAUUACCAUCUUGUCCUCUUAUUAACAAAAGAUGAUGCAUGGAAUGUGAAGGACUCACUUAAAACAAAGAAAGGUCAACAGGAAAAACAUAUUUAUCUAACAGAAAUAAACUGCUUUUCAAUAAAAUUGCAAAAUAUACAAAUAAAUCAAGUUCAAAAUAAAUAGAAUAAGUUGUCAACACCACUGAGUAAUGGUACACUCCACUGGGAUUACAGAUUGAUUAUUAAAUGUGUACAUUUCACUUGUGCAUUUUCAAAAAUUAUAUAAACAUAGUAUGGAAUACUAUUAGGGGUAUUCCACUUAGAACGCAUAGCUACAAGGCAACAUUAACAACAAGCCUAGAAAAAGUAUAUUUUGGAGUGCAGUAAUAAAUUACGUGAGGAGCCUUUGAAUUCUUACCAAAAACGAAUCCAACGCUUGGAACUUUAUACUUUUGAUAUACUGUAUGAUAUCUAUAUAAAUCUGCAAUUCUGUGCAACAUUUAUGGGGAGAAAGCUAUUAUAACUGCAUUGGAAAGCUUUUCCUGAGAUGGAGUUAAACUUCAAUUUAUGACCUUAAGUGUAGCUACUGUAUUGUAGUUCAGAGGCCCCACAACCCAUGGGCUGGGGACUGGCACUGGUCCACGGCGCACCAGAAACUGAGCUGUGUAAACGAGCAAAGCCUCCAUCCAUGCCCGCACGAGAUGCAGGGAGAGUAUGAAACCAUGUCCCCUGUGGUCCACAGAAAAACCUCUCCAUAAAACUGGUCCCAGGGACCCAAAAAGUUGUAGCUCAUGAAGAAAUACAAAUAUUUUUGACAAAGAACAUUCUGUAGAGAUCCAGAUAAACCUCUGGAAAAAAACGAAGUAUGGAAUUAAGAGCUCUAAGCCUAUGCACGAAGUAUGGUAUUCUCCUUUAUUGUUAUCUUCUCCCUUACAAUACCAGUUUAACUCCUAAUCUUGAAAAUCGUAUUGUGAUUGUUCUUUCAUCAGCUCCUCCAAAUCCACAAACAGGUUAUUUAGAAAUACUACAGCCAGUUAAGAAAUGUAAAUACAGUGGUAGGAUCAAGCCAAGAGUAAUUACAGCUAAGAAAUAACAAUAACCAUAAAAUGUCAAUGUAUGAAACAGUACAAAUAAGUGGAAGAAAUGUACAUCAUAAAUAACAGAACAGUUCUUAGGAACCCCCUAUACAAUAUCUACUCUGUUUCAGUAACAAAUCCUACCCGCCUAUUGUGCCUUUAGUUGCAGCACCAUGUUAUUUAUAAUAGCAAAAAUGUGCUAUAGAUACCCAUCAAAAAGUGUACACAUUUCCCUUCUUCAUCCAUGAGCUAACCUAGAUGUAGAUUGUGCAACUAUGCACAAUUCUCUGACUUCUAAGCA